UCUCUCUCUCUCUCUCUCUCUCUCUCUCCGCGGUGAGGCGGUACUGUUCUGUCUCAGUGUUUUCUCUGCUGCUCGGUAGUGAAAGUGUGUUUGCGGAUUCUGCGAUAAGACCGGGGAGAGAAGCUGCAGCUGGAGCGCGAGCUUCCGAGUCACGGGGUUCCUGGACUCGCAUAUUAUCUGGGGAGAGAGAGAGAGAGAGAGAGAGAGAGAGAGAGAGGAAAGAGAGAGAGACCUAGAGGAAGGAAGGCACAUCUGUUAAACACAUUAAGUCAGAAGUCUCAGCAGGAUCUCUGUGUUUUCCGUUGAGGAGAAAUGAUCUGGAGCGCAGUUUGUCGGCCUAUCAUUAGGCCACAGGGCCUCGCGCUGAGGAAUGGAUAGCCUCGCCGCUAACGCCACUGCCUUAAGGAUGGGACACAGCUAAUGGAAAUCAUUUAUUCUUUGGCCUGAACAUCAGCAGAAGCAGCAGCAUUUGAUGUAACCGCUUUAUUACUGUAAGUCUCAGCAAAAGUAGUGUUUGUUAGCCGUUGUGUCGGAUCGGGACCGAUUCCUUUUUUUUUUUUGUUAAUUCAUUGAUUUCUAUAGAAGAUGGCGGCGACCUAUCGGAUUGUGGUCAGCAGUAUAAACUAUUAUAACAGUGUCGUAGUGGACCGACGUGUUCAGCAGACCGUGCAUUACUGUAACGGACCAUGUGGAGCGAUAAAACAUGGACUUAGCUGCACUGUGGCUCAUCGUAGUACCUGUGCUGAACUGUUGGAUUCCUCCCAGACGUACACUGACCGGCCAAUCGGCUACCACGAAUCUGCAUCGAAAAUGCUUGAAAAUGGUGGAUGCGGUCAUGUUGGAUUUGGUGAGGAUUUCCAUUAUCAGGUCGUUCCACGAGUGAAGAAAGGAUCUGCUAUCCAGAGCUCGACGAGCCUGAAGGAUAUCACCGGAGAGGCGAUCAACUUGGCCAGCGGGAAGAUGAAGGAGUUCUCCUUCGAGAAGGUGAAGUACUCCUCUAGUCAUGUGACCUUCAGGAAAGGUAGAAAGGUAAGGCCUGACUCGUUUAGCCGGAGGUCUGCCGACCUCGACGUCAUCUACGGACACUUCGGCAACGAUGAAAACUGUCCUCCGCAGAAAGCGGCACCGGAUGAGCAGAAGUUGAACCGAAGCAUCUCACUGGAGCAGAAUCUGAACAAUGCAGCCUCAUUUUAUCUCAACAACCUCACAGAGGAGAACCUCAUUGCCCGGAUUCUCGAGAAGACCAAAACAGACAGCAAUGCUUCUGGGGAAGACAUCAAAGCUUGUUUGGACAUCCUACUCAAGUGCUCGGAGGAUCUGAAGAAGUGCACAGACAUUAUAAAGCAGUGCAUAAAGAGGAAGUCCAUGAGCGGAGACGGUGAGGAUUCUGGAAAUCCGGAUGCUAUUUACAAAACCAUGAUGGCGCGACUCUCAAGCUACCUAAAGAGGCUGCCGUUUGAGAUUGACCUUGGACAUACAGGAAGACCAGAGCACAACGAUCUAUCUGAACUGGUGAACACUCUCCAUGGACUUCAGCAAAGGCCUUUCUCACCUUUUGGCAAUGAGCAGCCUCCUCGAUAUGAGGAUGUGGUCCAGUCCCCUCCAUCAACAAAAGUCCAGUCUAAAGCCUCAUCUUGCUCAUCUCCAGAGUCUCUUGAUGGCACCAGGGAUCUCCCAGGAAGUUUAACAUCAGCUCAAGGCCUCGCUGUAUCACUCCCUUCCCAUUCAUCUGCAAAUGGACUGCAGUAUUCCAACCUUCCCUCUUCCACUGGCAGCACCAAACCGUCCACCCUUCAUUAUCCCAUCUCCACUGGCCGCCAUGAUGCCUCCUCCUCCACCAACAGCAUAUCCAAAGACACCUCCAUGGAGACCCUGUACAUCGAGGAGGACGCUGACGUAGGUCGAGCACUGGAUAGGAAGCAGGGAUCUAGUGCUUCAGAGUCCAGGCAGCUUUCAAGGAGACAUGACAUAAUAUCAGGUCCCAGUGCUGGCAUCACUGACAAACUUCCUGAUCUCAGUAGAAAUGGAACUGUAUAUACACCCAACGUGGAGACAGGAAGUAGCCAAGCUUAUACACCAUCACACAGCACCGAGUCAAGGAUGCUCACAAAUUCGACUCCACACAUCACCAGGGAAGGUGUAGAUGAGAUUGAUAAACUACUAAUGGAUUUGGAGUGUCUCUCUCAGAACAUUCAGAAGGAACCACCACUACCACCAAAGCAGAGACAGAUAAAUGCAUACCAAAAAAAUAUGCACCAGAUUGGCUCCUCGGGGAUUAACGGCCCCCCUUGUCCGAAUCCUCCUGCCAUCUCGUCCGCCAAGUCAACAAAUCGCAACACGGAAGAAGCCGGCGAGGAGGACGAUGGCGCUCUCUUGCUACGGAUCCUGGAGAGCAUCGAGAGCUUCGCCCAGGAGCUGGUGGAUUGUGGAGCCGGAACAGGAACUCAAUCAAAAGAGUGUGAGGUGAUGCGCCUCCUUCAAGACACAUUGGCUAAGACUGAACUGGCUUCAGAAAUUGUUCCUGCAUCAGAAACGGCACCAGGACUUUCACCUGCAGCCACACCUAUAGCUUCAGCUACACCUGUACCUGUAGCUGUACCCUCAGCAACUCCUGCUAAAGUCUUGAGUCCGUUCAUCAGUGCGAGAGACACGGGAUCUACUAUACUCAUCCAGCAGACGCCAGAAGUCAUCAGGAUCCAGCCGGAGAAGAAACCCGUCUCUCCUCCUCCUCCUCCCAUCCCUCGUUCUCCUUCUCCUCCCCCACCUGCCCCCCCUCCUCCCUCCAUUAACAUUCCACGCUUUUAUUUUCCCACGGGUCUCCCAAACCUCAUCGUUAAUAUCGACGAGGCCAUAGCGAAAGUCGAGGCGGCCUUCGCCAAGCUGCAGGAGGAAAAGGCCGACAUCUACGAGAUGGGCAAGAUCGCCAAGGCAUGCGGGUGUCCGCUGUACUGGAAGGCCCCAAUGUUUAACUGUGCAGGAGGAGAGAGGACUGGCUUCGUCUCUGUCCAUUCAUUUAUCGCCACAUGGCGAAAGUUGUUACACAGCUGCUAUGAUGAUGCGUCCAAGUUUGUUUACUUGCUGGCCAAGCCGGGCUGCACGUACCUGGAACAGGAAGACUUCAUCCCCCUCUUACAGGACAUCGUGGACACUCAUCCGGGUCUGACAUUUUUAAAAGAUGCUCCUGAAUUCCAUUCCCGCUACAUCACCACCGUGAUCCAGAGGAUAUUUUACACAGUGAAUCGCUCGUGGACAGGCAGGAUCACCAUGACGGAGCUCAGGAGAAGCAACUUCCUGCAGACUCUGGCCCUGUUGGAGGAGGAGGACGACAUUAAUCAGAUCACUGAUUAUUUCUCUUAUGAACACUUCUAUGUCAUUUAUUGUAAGUUCUGGGAGUUGGACACCGACCACGACCUCUUCAUCGACCCCAAAGAUCUCUCCCGCUACAACGACCACGCUUCAUCCAGCAGGAUCAUCGAGAGGCUUUUCUCAGGAGCUGUCACUCGGGGAAACUCUGUGCAGAGAGAAGGACGUAUGAGUUAUGCUGAGUUUGUGUGGUUCCUCAUCUCAGAAGAGGACAAGAAGAACCCGACAAGUGUGGAGUACUGGUUCCGCUGUAUGGAUAUGGAUGGCGAUGGCGUUCUCUCCAUGUAUGAGCUGGAAUAUUUCUAUGAGGAACAGUGUGAGCGGAUGGAGGGGAUGGGAAUAGAACCGCUGCCCUUCCAAGAUCUGCUGUGCCAGAUGCUUGAUCUCGUCAAACCAGAGAGUCAAGGUAAGAUCACUCUGCGUGAUCUGAAGCGCUGCAGGAUGGCCCACAUCUUCUUCGACACGUUCUUUAACCUGGAUAAAUACCUGGACCAUGAGCAGAAAGACCCGUUCUCCGUUCAGAAGGAUGUGGACAGUGAGGGUCCGGAGCCCUCAGACUGGGAUAAAUACGCAUCAGAGGAAUACGAAAUCCUGGUAGCGGAGGAGACUGUCAGUGAGCAGCUGCAUGACGGGUCUUUUGAGGAUGACUACGAGUGUGAGGAGCUUCCUAUUACAUCUGAGAUCGGAAACAAAAUGGACAAACUGGUGAUCUCCGAUCUGUCCCCAUGAUCGACUUGAAGCUCGCUCACAGAGCAAAUAGACACUUUUCUACAGUGCACAAACGGACUUUGUGUGUGUGUGUGUGUGUGUGUGUGUGUGUGUGUGUGAGAGAGAGAGAGAUCGUAAACUCCCACGAAUGCUUCGUGUUCAGUAUGUCUUAACCAUUAUCACAAACAAACCCCACUCCUCGUGAUCCGAAUUAAACGUCCGGCUGGUUCCAUCCUUCACUUUAUUUAAUAUAUAUAUAAUAAUAAUAAUACAAAUAAAAAAAAAAGACUUAAUAAGGCAUGAGAUGCUUUAGGACAGUUUAUUAGAGUGCUACGCUUGAAGGGAACGCUGUGUUUGUCAAAAUCUCACACAUUAUACGUUUAUUAAAGUCGUCCUGUUACGUAAAUUUACGUUCACGUUAAUAUUGCGACUUUGUGCCUUGUAUGAAAUGUCAAACACACCGGUGCAGGUAGUUACAGCUGUGAGAACAGUGUUGCUAGGCAGCUGGGAAACAUAUAUGCCAAGUAUUCACUAGCUAGCUAGCUAACGAAAGACACGGUGACCGCGGAAACGGGACAGAAUCAUCCAGAAGGUUGGCAUUUCUCUCAGAUAUGUCGGUAAAUAUGUGAAAAAAGACUUGACUACAAUUUAAACGAGAUACACUCAACGUUUGAGUGGUAUUGAAAACACCGUUGCUAGGCAACUAGGAAAUUAUACACACUAGCUAGAACAGUUACGGCGGAAAAGAGAGAAAAUCAUCACUGUGUUUCCUGACAUGUUAGCAUUAUGUUGCAACUCGGAGCUGUUUGAAAUUUAAGUAACUAGCAUAAAUGUCAUGAGAACACGAAAUAAAAUCAUGAGAACACUGUUAUUAAGCAACUGGGCGAUAUGGACACCAAGCAAUGGUUAGCUAGCAACGAACAAAUAAAGUUGCUUAUUUGCUGGUAGUCAGUCAGGUUAGCUAUCUAGCUAGUUAGGCAAUAUUAACAUGACAGGUAGCAUAAAUAGCUGCCUGCUCUGUGUAACAUGUCUUGUGAAUAAAUUUGCAACCGUGCCUAAUUACGCAAAAUGUAAACCGAGCCAAAUAAAAACAAAACCGAUCCAAGUAAUCAGACCGCAGUGGUGAGAUUUGAUGCCGGCGGGUUAGCGUAGAGCGGGAAGGGUUCAUUAGAAUGUGCUUUAGUGUGAGUGAAAUGAUGCACAGUAAAUAUUGCACAUUACUACUUUGAGUGCUGAACCAGUAAUGUAAUGGUGAUGUAGUGCGCCGCUCCUAGUGGCCGCUUCAGGUAUUGCAUGUUAAAAUGGGAAAAAAAAUGUGGUGGAGACUCAAUGUUAUUUAGUAUUUUAUUUCUUCUUCUUCUUCUUCUUCUUCUUUUUUUUGUAACUUGACUACAAACUGAAAAAUUAAAACUUCACUAAACAUUUCCAUAUUCAAAAUUUUACAAACGUGGGAACUAAAACAGGACAAUCUUUAAACGUUUAGCAGAGACUUCUACGUUAGAAAGCUUUGCCAUGUUGCUCUUCAACAUGGCUGUCUUUGAAACAACCAACUCAUACUGGGACUUCUCUCCUUCCCCAAUUAGCCAGACUUUGCUUACGUAUUAGCAUGCGAGUUAACCGCUAGUGUUUGGUUUAGCUAGCACUUAGUGGUUAGUGGUUGCUAUUUGUAUUUAGUUGCUAACGUUUGUGUUAGCAACUAGCAUUUUGAUGUGUAGUAAUAUCAGUGCACCAUGUGGGGGUGCUGUUCUGCCCUCUACACUACAACCUUGUCCACUCUUGGUUGACUCAUGCCAUCAUUUUCAAUCAUUAAAGUGUGUGUGUAUGUGUGUGUUGGAUUAGCGUUAUCGCUAACUCUACGUGUAACACACUCUCUAACUGUACACUGUUUUUAUGUAAUUAGUGUAAUAUAUAAUAUAUAUAAUUUAUAUAAGUGUUUGUGUGUGAGUGCGUGUUUGUGAGUGUGUGUGUGUGUGUGUGUGUGUGUACCAUAGCCGCAGUGUGUUUUCUAACAACCGCUGUAAAUGCCUCUGUAUUUUAUUUUAUUGUAAUAUUUUGGCGUUAGUCUCUGCCACUGCGUGGUGGAGGCGGAGUUUUAAAUGCUGAGAAACGGCCCGACCUUGAACCGCAGUGUUUCUACGACGACCUGCGUGAUGAAGUCGGUGUCCAACAACAAUCGGUUUUCCUGGAACUUUCCCGGCUCAGUCAUCAGGAGCGGAGCGAGUAAACCUGCUGUAGUGUUAUUUCACGUUAAUGAUCUAUGCAAGAACUCCACCCUGUGCAGCUGAUUAACACCGGCUGUUUAACAUCAAACUGUGCGUGUGCAACUUUAUUUUGAGUUUUAUAUCAUCAUAUAUAUAGCUAUAUAUAAAUCUAAAUAUAUUUCCAUGUGUAUUAUUAUUAUUAUUAUUAUUAUUAUUAUUAUUAUUUUGUCUUGCUUUCAGACCUGACGAGGUUUCGCUCGGAGACGCCUCAUGUGUUCGCAUGACUUUUUUUUUCCCCGCCUUUAAUUUUUUUUCUUUUGAAAAUAAAUAAAAUAGUUUUAAAAGCUG
Ictalurus punctatus (channel catfish) is the source of this 6620-nucleotide messenger RNA. It is a transcript of the gene ppp2r3a, whose product is annotated as protein phosphatase 2, regulatory subunit B'', alpha. The record is from RefSeq and is a predicted model, not a curated record. The transcript is spliced from 14 exons. NCBI's taxonomy places the organism in Eukaryota, Metazoa, Chordata, Actinopteri, Siluriformes, Ictaluridae. Gene Ontology annotation, biological process: protein dephosphorylation. Gene Ontology annotation, molecular function: calcium ion binding; protein phosphatase regulator activity; protein binding. Gene Ontology annotation, cellular component: protein phosphatase type 2A complex. Bases 586 to 4092 code for a protein of 1168 amino acids.